AUGGAUAUAAAGAGAGUUGCAGCUGCUCAAGAAUAUGAAGAUUUUGUGCCAACAUCAAUUAUGGUUCGUGAAAAAGACUAUGACACUCUUCUCUUUAAUCUUUCGGGCGAGUUCUUCUCAUUCUUUUUGUCCGGUAGCGGUUUCAAGAAAGAACAAGUCAAGGUUCAAUUGUGCAAAUUAGGAAUUCUGAAGAUUAGCGGACAAAGGCCAGUUUAUAAAUGGCAGAGGUUUCAGAAGGACAUUCUUGUUUCAGAAAAUUGUGACAAAAGCAAUAUAAGUGCUAGGUUUGUAAAUGGCAAUAUUCUUUGUGUUAAAUAUCCAAAACUAAUCACUUCAGAAGGAAAAAAGGAUAAAAAGUUGCCCGUCUCAGUUAGUGAACGACAGAAAAAGGAAGAACAAGCUACAAGCCAAAAGACCACUUUAAAGGUGAGUUUGGUACGUCUGGUGGAUCAGAUUUGA
Messenger RNA from Nicotiana tabacum (common tobacco), 459 nucleotides. Lineage: Eukaryota; Viridiplantae; Streptophyta; Magnoliopsida; Solanales; Solanaceae. The record is from RefSeq and is a predicted model, not a curated record.